This is a messenger RNA of Recurvomyces mirabilis, 1758 nucleotides long. It is a transcript of the gene OSH6, whose product is annotated as Oxysterol-binding protein OBPa. Gene Ontology annotation, molecular function: sterol binding. The record is from RefSeq and is a predicted model, not a curated record. Gene Ontology annotation, cellular component: cortical endoplasmic reticulum; cytosol; membrane. The transcript is spliced from 2 exons. Bases 1 to 1758 code for a protein of 585 amino acids. Lineage: Eukaryota; Fungi; Ascomycota; Dothideomycetes; Mycosphaerellales; Teratosphaeriaceae. Gene Ontology annotation, biological process: piecemeal microautophagy of the nucleus; maintenance of cell polarity; endocytosis.
AUGGUACUCGGACAUCGGAAGAACUCGCUCGCUAGCCAUAGCAACCGAUCGUCCACGGAAGAAGCGAGAGACAGCGACGUCGGUGAGGAUGUCGAAAUCGUCAAUGCGGAGCAGGGCAAUGUCCUCACGCACAUCAUAUCACAACUGCGGCCGGGAGCAGACCUUUCCCGAGUCACCCUCCCCACCUUCAUCCUCGAACCACGCAGCAUGCUCGAACGAAUCACGAAUUUCAUGGCACACCCCGAGCUCAUGCUCCCCAUCCCCACCAUCGACGACCCAAUCCAGCGGUUCGUAGCUGUCACCAAGUUCUACCUGUCCGGAUGGCACAUCAAGCCUCCAGGUGUGAAGAAACCACUCAACCCCAUCCUUGGCGAAGUUUUCACUGGCUACUGGGGCUAUCCAGAUGGCACAAAAGGAUAUUACAUCAGCGAGCAGACAUGUCACCACCCACCGAAGAGCAGCUACUUCUUCAUGGCGCCGGAACACGGGAUCAGGAUAGACGGGACGUUGAAGCCACGAAGCAAGUUCUUGGGCAACAGUGUUGGCAGUUUCAUGGAGGGUAUUGCGGUCAUGACGUUUCUUAAGCGUAAUGAGCGGUACUUCAUCACCCAACCUAACAUGUACGCCCGUGGCAUCCUUUUCGGCAAGAUGAAGUACGAGCUCGGCGAUCACGCAGUCGUGCGCUGCCCAGAGAGCGGUCUAGAAGCAGACAUCGAAUUCAAGGUCAAAGGCUGGAUGGGAGGCACCUACAACGCGAUUGGUGGCUUCAUUAAGGACAGCAAGACCGGCAAGAAUCUCUUUGAGCUGAGCGGAUUAUGGCACGAAGAGAUGUACAUCAAGGACUUGACGACAGGCAAGAAAGACCUGCUGUUCAACGCGUCGACAGCCAAGCCCAGCAUAGUGCAGGCACGCCCACUGAACGAACAAUCACCUCGCGAGAGCCAACGGCUAUGGGACACGACGACGAAAGCAAUCAAGAAAGCAGAUCAGAAGACAGCAACCGAUGAGAAGAGUAGAAUCGAAGACGAACAAAGAAAGGAAGCAGCAGAGCGAGGCGAAGACACGACAUGGCAGCCGAAGCUCUUCAGAGCUGCACCACCUGGGGACGAAGAGAAUCUUGACUGGGUCAUUGACGCGAAGGUUGAUAGCAACGCGUCGCCAGAUCAGCAGGUGAAGCAGAUCCUCGCCAUUGCACCUAUACUGCCGGGUCAGCAGAGUCAGAGUCAAGGUCAGAGCACAUCACAGGCACAACAAGACCGCGAUCCGAGGGAGGCACAGCAGGGACAAUUUCAGCAACAGAGCAGAGAUCUCCCACCACAGGCGCAGCAGCAGGCACAACAGAUGCAGCCACAACAGAUGCAGCCACAACAGAUGCAGCCACAGCAAGGUGUGCAGAGGCAAGAGCAAAGAGCAGAGGGAAAUGAGCUGAUCGAUUUCGGACAACAUGACGGUGCUAGCACGGCUUCAGGUGCGGCGGUCGCAGGUCAGUACAUGUCAUCAGCAUCGAGUAUGCAAGGACAGCAAGGAAAGCAGAUGGCGGGCAUGAGCAAUCGUGAUGACUUGGCAGCACAUAUGGGCAACGUGAGCAUCACACCACAGCAGCCACAGAUGCAGCAGCAGACACAACAACGAGCUGGUGGAGAAGCAGGAGCAGGCACAAGUUCCGGAUCAGGCCCGACAGGAUGGAAACCAGGAAUGCCUGUGAAGCGCAUGAAUAGUAUCGGCAACGAGGAGACGUUUGUGGAUGCUGAGUCGUGA